AUGCUUACGAGUAUUAUGAUAGCCGUCGACUUCGGGACGACUUACUCUGGCCUUGCGUUCAGUGAUCCAUCCCAGCGAACCGAUGCUGCCAUCCCUAUAACUGACUGGGGUCGGGGAGUAAGCAGCCAAAAAGUUCCAUCCGAAAUCCGCUUCGACGGCCCAGGGAACGAGCAGUUUAAAUGGGGGUUUCAGAUCAAACAUGGCCAGGAGAGACACAUCUGGUUCAAACUGGACCUCGAUCCCGACAACUCUCGAACAGGCAAAUUGACCCAACUCUCAAGAACUCUGAAGGAUCUCUUCGUGUCCCCGCCUGAAUACCAACGGACCACAGAAGACAUCGUGGCCGCUUACCUGACAGGCCUUCGCAGACAUGCAGUGACUCAUUUGGAGAAACUCUACGGCGCAGCCGUUAUGAAAGACUGUCAACUCGACUGGAUCAUCACCGUCCCCGCUGUGUGGUCUGAUCUGGCCAAGAAGAAGACGCAGACAGCAGCGAUGAGAGCAGGCAUGGGCGAUACUACCUCAUUGCAAAUGACGUCGGAGCCUGAGGCAGCUGCUGUUUAUGCACUUAAAGCUCUAGAUCCGCAUCAUAUCAGGGUUGGAGAGAGCGUAGUUAUCUGCGAUGCAGGUGGGGGAACUGUUGACUUGAUCACGUACAAGAUGAAAUCUGUAAACUAUCCGUAUGAAGUCGAGGAGACAGCAAUUGGCGGAGGAAGUCAGUGUGGCAGCACGUUUUUGAACAGGAAAUUCGAGGAACUGCUCAUGCGGAAACUCAAUGGGAAGCCUAUUUCUAAAAAUGCAAAGGCCAUGGCCAAACGCAAUUUUGGCACUGAAGAUGACGAUGAGGAUGAAGAAGAUAUUGAAUUCCAGAUACCCAUCCCCGGUGUUGAAGAUGACCCUAGCGUUGGAAUCUCUGCUGGGUUCCUCGAAAUGAGCUAUGCCGAAAUGAAAGACGUAUUCCGUCCCGUAGUGGACGAGGUGCUUUCGCUACUAAAUGAACAGAUCGAAGCUGCCUCCACACAAGGUCCCAUCAGCGCUGUUAUUCUCGUUGGUGGCUUUGGAGAAAGUACAUAUCUCUACCGCCAGAUUAAACAAGCUGUCUCACCCAUUCCGGUUUUACAGCCACCCAACGGGUGGACGGCAAUAGUUCGCGGAGCUGUGAUGAAAGGCAAAUCCGAACUUUCUUCUACUCCAAGUUGGAAUGUGAAAUCGCGGUAUUGCCGUGGGAAUUAUGGAUUGGUGCUAUGGAUGCCUUGGAAAGUGGGAAUGCCAACGGACAAGAAGGUUUGGGAUAAGUACGAGGGCCUCUAUAAGCACUCAGAGUGUAUGCAGUGGUGUAUUAAGAGGGGUGAAAGAGUCCGAGAGAAUGCCCCCAAAUCUUUCCCUCUAUAUCGUGCCGUCCCCCUUGACGACCCCUUAAUAUUUUCUAGUUCGAUAUACUAUUCUCCUCUGGAUGGAUCGAGCUCACCCGUCUAUUUGAAUAAAGACUGCCGUGAACACUGCGUUCUAAAUUACAAUCUCUCCUCCAUCCCACGGUCGAAAUUCAAGCGCAAGCCUGGGUCUCACGGUUAUGACUAUUAUGAAGUCGAGUACUCAGUCGAUGUCACAUACUACUCUGCGGAGAUGAAAUUCGAACUUGUUUGUCAAGGAGAGAAAUACGGUAGUGUCACGGCCAAGUGGCUGGAAUAA
Molecule: messenger RNA, 1689 nt
Organism: Paracoccidioides brasiliensis Pb18
Exons: 10
Coding region: 1-1689 (562 amino acids)
Molecular function (GO): ATP-dependent protein folding chaperone; ATP binding
Source: RefSeq, a predicted model, not a curated record